CAUGGUCAGAAGAAGGAACGAUUACUCUUUUUUGUUUAGUGAAAGGAGAUGUACCUUCAUAUGCAUUUGCUAUUAAGAUUGGUAAAAACAAAACUGCGAGCAAGCUCAAGAAGUUAAUAAAAGCAGAAUUGAGUAAUCAUUUUGCAAGAAUUGAUUAUAAUCAACUUAGACUUUGGAAAGUCAGAAUUCUGGACAAUAGCUAUGAAAAAUUGGCUAAUCUCACCCUCCAAGACUGUGAUGAACCCCUACCAACAAGAAGGAUUGGAAAAUAUUUUAUAGAAGAGCCUAUUGAAGAGCACAUUCAUAUAAUUAUUUUGCCACCAACAUUUAUGAGUACACAAUAUCAAGAAAUAAUGGAACAAAGAGAGGAAUUAG
Molecule: messenger RNA, 375 nt
Organism: Entrophospora candida
Lineage: Eukaryota; Fungi; Glomeromycota; Glomeromycetes; Entrophosporales; Entrophosporaceae
Source: the annotation of a GenBank genome assembly